This is a messenger RNA of Metopolophium dirhodum (rose-grain aphid), 442 nucleotides long. Its product is annotated as histone H4. The record is from RefSeq and is a predicted model, not a curated record. Gene Ontology annotation, cellular component: nucleosome. The coding region runs from base 56 to 367 and encodes 103 amino acids. Gene Ontology annotation, biological process: nucleosome assembly. Gene Ontology annotation, molecular function: structural constituent of chromatin; DNA binding; protein heterodimerization activity. The transcript has a single exon. NCBI's taxonomy places the organism in Eukaryota, Metazoa, Arthropoda, Insecta, Hemiptera, Aphididae.
UUUUCGGGAUCAGUCUACGGUCAGCGUUCAGAACAGCAGUCACACUCAACUAAACAUGACGGGACGCGGCAAAGGAGGAAAAGGUCUUGGCAAAGGAGGCGCCAAACGUCAUCGUAAGGUGUUGCGUGAUAACAUCCAAGGGAUAACCAAGCCCGCCAUUCGUCGGUUAGCUCGCCGUGGUGGAGUGAAACGUAUUUCUGGUUUGAUCUACGAAGAAACACGGGGUGUGUUGAAAGUGUUCCUGGAAAACGUAAUCCGCGACGCCGUCACAUACACCGAACACGCUAAAAGGAAGACAGUCACCGCCAUGGACGUCGUCUACGCCUUGAAGCGACAAGGUCGUACUUUGUAUGGUUUCGGUGGUUAAGAAGAAUAACUAUUACGGCAUGUGUCAAAUUCUGCGCAAAACUCGCUCUAUCAUCUUAAAAAGGCCCUUUUCAGG